Molecule: messenger RNA, 1130 nt
Organism: Effrenium voratum
Lineage: Eukaryota; Dinophyceae; Suessiales; Symbiodiniaceae
Source: the annotation of a GenBank genome assembly
AGAGCUGCCACCCGAGUCAAGAAGCGGCCAGUGCCAUCGCCGGGUGGGCUUGGCAGUGGCCAUGUGCUGCCAUGGCCAGGUCUGAGAGCCCGCCAGAGAAGAAGUCGAAGAAGAGGAGGAGCGAAAGCGGCCCUCGCGACAAGAAGUCCAAGAGGAAGAAGAGGAGCUCCAGCGCACACGAGCCGGAGGCUGAGGCUGAGGCGCCUGAGGCUCGGGGCCCGAAGCUCGCCUUCCGCUUCGCGGAGCGAGGUGCAGGAGGGGCAGAGGUGCUUCAGACGGUGAAACGCCGGCGGCCCAAAGAGGAGGAGCUCCGGCGCCGCAGCUUCACCGUGGAGGAGCUGGCGGCCCUGGCGGCCCUGGCAGGACACGGCUUGCAGGCAGUGAAGGCCCAGGCGGAGGGCCGGGGCCCUGCGGCCGCAUUGGCCUUGGCACUGAAUGGCUCGCGGAAGCUGGGCCUUGCGGAGAAGGUGUUGCUGAAGGCUGUCCUCGAGCCUGCGGAGCCGGACGAGCCCCUGAGCCCAGGUCCGGAGCUGAUCAAGGCUUUUGGCCUCGUGCCACAGCCACGAGAGAAGCAGGCGGCGCCGGGAGUGCCGCCGCCGCCCGCGGGCUCCUCGUCCGCCUUCACGCUGCCGCCGCCCCCUCCGGGACAGGCGGAGGCGGCCGCGGCCGCCGCAGCCACCGCCACCAGGAAGCGCACUGUGCCCCUGGACGAGUGGCCUGCGCCCACGCCAGAAGCGGUGCAGCAAAUGCUCGGCAGAUUCCCGCAGUUGGAUGGCCACUGCCGCGGCUCCCUGAUGAACCUCCCGCCGCAGUUCGCGUUGGCCAUCCUCUGGGACAUGGAUGCCAAGGGCGGACCGGAGGAGAUCCGGGACCCCCAGGGCUUCGUGUUCAGCGCGGCGCAGAUGCUGCUGCGGCUCCCAGUGGGCACAGCUAUGACGGUGCCACCCAUGCCGGUGGCCGUGCCACCAGUGCCAAGUGUGCCGCCCUUUGCUGGGCCAAUGCCGGUGCCCAACGUCUUCGCGUGGGGCGAAGAGCCAUUCGUGCCGGGCAAAACGCGUCGCCCCGAGCUUUACAUGGGGGUUGAUCAAAAGCUCCGUAAGACAUGGGUCAUAGGACGCCAGCCAUCUUGA